CCGCCAAAUUCGGCGGGAAGAAGUGGGCCGCCCGCUCGCCAUGAGCGGGACGGUGAUCCCCGGUACGCCCAUCGCCGUGGACUUCUGGAGCAUGCGGAGGGCGGGCGGCGCCCGCCUCUUCUUCCUGUCGCACAUGCACUCGGACCACACGGUGGGGCUCUCCAGCACCUGGAGCCGCCCGCUGUACUGCUCGCCGCUCACCGCCCGCCUCCUCCACCGCCGCCUCCAGGUGCCGACGCGCUGGAUCCGGCCGCUGGAGGUGGGGCAGAGCCAUGCGCUGGGCGAGGAGGUGACGGUGACGCUGCUUGACUCCAACCACUGCCCCGGCUCCGUCAUGUUCCUCUUCGAGGGCGCCUUCGGCACCAUCCUCUACACAGGGGACUUCCGCUACACCAGCACCAUGCGGGGCGAGCCGGCGCUGAGGGGCCGCCACGUCGACCGCCUCUACCUGGACAACACCCACUGCCACCCGCACCGGCCCCUUCCCUCGCGGCAGCACGCCACGCGCCAGGCCGCCCACGUCAUCCGUGCCCACCCGCGGCACCAGGUUGUCAUCGGUGUGUACAGCCUGGGGAAGGAGACGCUGCUGGUGGACCUGGCCGUGGAGUUCAGCACCUGGGUGGUGGUGAGCCCCUGGCGCCUGGAGCAGAUGCGGCUGCUGGAGCUGCCCGACGUGUUCACCGCUGAGGAGGGGGCCGGCUGGAUCCGUGCUGUGGAUGUCACCGAGAUCCGCUGGGAUACCCUUGUCAGCUGGAACAUGCUGCACCCCACCAUUGCCAUCCUCCCUACCGGCAGGCCCGUGAAGGUCACCCACCCCAACAUCCACCCCAUUCCGUACUCGGACCACUCGUCCUUUUCGGAGCUGUGCGAGUUUGUGAAGUGGCUGAAGCCUUGCUCAGUCAUUCCGAUCGUGAGGGGUGGCACAUGCCAGGCUUACUUUCAGAAAUACCUAAGUUCUGCCCCCCCAGUGCUUCCUGACCUCAAAAUCCCAAAACCUGUCCAAGAGUCUGUACAGCAGCAAAGCAAAAGGAUGGGGCAGGAACCCCUGUGUCUCUUGAAAAGAGCCGCCUGGCAUUCUGUGCCCCGAGGAGUUGUUUAUGAGUCCCCAGAGAAAUAUACUGAGAAAUCUGAAGCGUCCACUGGUGUUAAGGUUCCUCAGCAGAACUACUGUGAGUCAGCUUUCUGCUCGAAAGAAGGCUGCACUUGCCACACGGGCAAGGAGAAAGGAAAGGAAGAGCUGAGCGGAGAACAGCCAGGAGUAGCACGAGCAGCUAGCACUGUUAGCCAGGCACUUGUUUCUGAUGAGCACUUUCCAACUGGGUUUGCAGAGCAGUAUUUACUCACUCCCUUAAAUGUCCUAAAGCUGAAUUCCUCACAGAAAUUUGACGAGCUGGUAGAAGAUUUCUUUAGGAGGGGAGAAGUGCUCUGAAAAAUUGCGUGACACUUGCCAGUGCCAAUGCCGUUGAUAGCAGUGAUUCUAGAGGUCUUACUACUGCAUCCCAUUCUCUGUGCUCAGGUUUCCCAUUAGGAGAGAGGAGCUCAGCUAUGGGGUUCUACUUUCUUUACCUCUUGUUAGAGGACAAGGAGGAAACUAGAGCCAGUUUGUAGGCAGUAGAAUUUUUUAAAAUUUAUUUAUUCUUAUAUCUCUGUCAACAUCUGUUGGGUCUCCACACUACACUUGGGAAGCUCAGUCCCACUACGGGCAUGCCUUGUAUCCACUUUUUGCAGUGACUUACCUGUCUCUUGUGACAAAAGAUACUGCCAGGUCAAUUCAAGUGAGCUGCAGAGGGUGUGAGCUGCCUGCAGCUGAAGUAAUCAAUGGGGACAUAUGUGAUGAAAGUAGCAAGAAGGGGGAAUCUGAGAGCCCUGAAAAGUCUCCUUUCUAUAUGUCUGUAAUGCCUCAUUGACUAUGACCGGUUCACUCCAAGAUGUAUUACAAAUAUUACGUAUUAAGGUACAUUUAAAAAAUGGUGCUUAAAGAAAUCUAGAAAAUGAAGUGCCUCCAAGUCUAUUAAUCUAUUUUCUAUCUAUUAGUCUACUAAUAGCUCCAGACAGCACUGCUUUUGCAUCCAGCCAACUGCAGCUGGAUGCAGUUCUGCUCUCCUCAAAGCACCAUCUUAAUGUUAACUGUCAAUGGUUUUUCAGGUUACUGGCUGGAAGAAAUAGGCAUUGUUUGGGUUCUUGAGUUCUGGACUUUCCAGAAUGGGUUACUAGAUCCUCUGCAGUCUCUGCACUCAAGUUUGCAUGUCUGAAUUCUGCUUGACUGCAAAGCGCUUCUGGUAACUGCCAGCAUUCUGCUAGGCCCACUGCCUUCCCAUCCACUGCCUGUUCUUAUCACGCAGUGGUAAACGGGAUGGAAGAUAAUGAAACAUCUGCUUAGUGGUGUGAAGUGUUCAGUCUUAGCAGCAUUGUUUGGGAAGAAUACUGUGGCUGAACAGCAAAAUUGGCUCUGUUAGUUAGUGGGCAGGCACUUUGCAGUUCCAGAUCAACUGCAGAGAGCCGCAGCCUGGCUGGCGCGGUCAGGAAGUUUCAGCAGUGUGACUAGCCAGGGGGUACCACUGUGGAGCCUGGAAACACUGUUGUUGUCUGUGUCAAACUGCACUAGCAACAUUACAAAUCGGCUCCCCGUAGGGUCAAGGCAGCAAAACUAGAGUGCAAAUGGUCACUAGGCACUUUCCUGGAGCAACAAACAAGCUUGUUACUGGGCUUUGUCUAGCCUCCUUUUUGUUACUUUCAAUGCAAAAUGUUUCACUUGAUUUUGAUCAGGAUCAGAGGCUCUUCUGAAUGUAGUGUCCUGCAAGGUCUCUCUAAGACCAGUCAGCUAGAUGGAUUGAAUUCCCUGAAUCAAGCUAGAAAAGGAAGCAUUUGCUCUUUGCUUUUCACAAGCCCCAGCUUUACUCAAAGAUGCCUGUAGAUGCAGCAGCCACACCUGUUAAAAACAAGGCUGUCCUGAACAGUAAUCAUGAUGACAGCCAGAGUGGGUAUGUUUGGAAAGCUGUUUGGCAAACAUGAGUCCUAACUCCCAACCCUGUGCUUUCCCAGGCACUGCAACAUUUAUCACUAUAAUAAAAGCAGUGCCUCUCAUUGGGACUGCCAGUUGAUUCUGCCUGCCAGCUGCUAAGGGGACGUUGGAAGUGAUGGAGCAGUGUUCUGUGAAGUACAUUUCAAAAGGGGUAGCAAGGGCAGCUCAAGCUUCUUGCUGUGGUCUUUAUUUUUUGCUUUAUUAUUUGCUAAUCAAAACUCAACUGCAGAGCUCCAUCAGGUCAGUGUGAGUGGAGACACCUGCAUCUUUUGUAACAUUUGAGACUGCCAGGGAAAUAAUUGUGCUAUGCUUGCAGUGUUUUGUCUGCUGCUGGCUGCCUUGGAGAUGCAGGCUGUUAUUUAAAUAUCGUUGAAAUUUAAGUGACUCAUUUGACAGGCAGGUGAGUGAAGCGCUGCCUGAACUCCCAGAUUCCACGUCCUGCUCUCGCCUGCAGCAUCUCCAUUGCUCAGAAGGAAUGCUUGCCUUCUGAGUCAUUGCUCCAUUUAGGUAUGUUGCAAAUGACCUUGGAGAUCAGAUGCAUUUCUCUGCUGAAGUUUUGUGGGUCCAGCCUUCCCUCUUUUAUUCUUAUCAACCGUUCUUAUCUAUCAUUUAUUCAAGUAAAGAAGGAGAGAACCUCCUGGUGAACCUCUGGGCAAAAUGGAGUAGUAAAUGGCAAUUCUUUACAGAAGCAACUCUGAUCCUUAGAUCACACAAAAAGAAGUGGAAAAUUGCAGAGACUUCAGAAGCUGGGGAUCUGCACCCUAUUUCUGAAUGCUUAGUUAAAACUGCAGAAGAAAUCCUGGCUUCUGUUACUAGAGCUUAAAAGGUAAUUCCUGCCACUUCAGAAAGAAGUUAUCUGAAUUAUGUAGAGCCAAGGAAACCUAAAAUCUCUCCAUGGUUUUAAAAGGCAAUAGAAGCAGGAGAGAUUUGACCAACAGUCAGCACGUUGGAGAUCUUUGCCUCGGCACAGCAGGUGCAUGAGGCAUUUUAGAGUGCCACAGGUUUUCUCCCUCUCUUAGGUGUUAAAAUACUACUUUUGUGUGUUAUUCUAAAAUCCUGGAAAACAAAACAUGGCCUCAUGGGCAAAACUGGCAGUAUAGUAUUGUUGAGCUCUAAGGUUUCUGAAGAUCCUUCAGCUUCCCCUGAAGUCUCCUGGCAGUAAAUAGCUGGCCUCUUACAGGCAUUGUUCUCCCUCAUGCUUGCCUCCAAAGUUUCCUUCUUUUCCUACCACCAGCCUAGCUCACAGGGGAGUGUUAGUGCGGUCAAGAGCUGGAGCGUCAUGUACACCAGGGUCUGAACAUGCUGCUUCCAGCUCAGCUGCACAGGGCUCUGUCAACACUGCUACCACAGGUGUGUUUUGCUCACAACAGUGACAAGGAGAAGCUGUAGCCAAGUACUAGCUUGACUGUGGGUUAUCUAAGGGCCAUGUGCUUGGAAACUUAUAGUUAUCCCAGGGGGAAAAAAAAACCAAACGUGCUCAGACCAAAGCCCUCCCAAAUCUAUACACGCAGAGCAGCCUUAUGCUGCUUAUCUCUGUUCCACAGUUGGGAACCAAGCCCCAGUGGGAUGAAAUGACCCACCCAAGGCCUUACAGAGCCUACAGAGGAGCUAGGAAUGAGCUGUUUUCAACACUUUUAACAAGCUGUGAUCAAAUGCUGGCCUGUCAUGAGGGCAGGGCAGGCUUAUGGUUCUGGGAGUAGGGCUGCCUGCUGAGUUCCUUCCACACAGUCGCCUGUGAAAGUCCAAUCACUAUACUAUGAAACAGUUUAGUUGGCCCUAGCUUCUCUAAAGCAGAGUAGAAAACCACGAAGGGGCACCCUGCCUAUGCUAUGGAAAGGAGGAAAAGUACCCUUUAGGUUGCUGCCCAGAGACCAACGUAAAACUUGCCUAGCUUGUGUGCUCCACGGCAAACAAGCGUAUAAUGUAAUUUUGUAACAGAACACUGUAGAGCGCUCUGCUCAGUAGUGUUUCUAACUCCGCUUCCCAUACUAAAAGGCUAAAGUGCUUAUGACAACUUCUCUCUUCUCUGCUGCAGAGCUGCUGUCCAUUUUUGCAGUGCAGGUUCUUACUGUUGUUUUCUAGAUAAAAAGAAUUGUGUAAUGGGGAAACCUUUUCUUCUUCACCAAGAAAACUAAUUCAAUGAGUUUACAUAAUUUCCUAUACAGUGUGUUGUAGCUUUGGGCUUGUUCCAAAUUAACCUCAGGCGUAAAUCUCUGGCUUUGUGCUCGUUUAUGGAGCCCUCUGAAAAAGUAGUAGAACAUGUAGCAAAGGAGAAAAGGUAGAGUCACCCUUAUCAUGUGAGGUGCCUUCUUCAGAUGCGCUGCUGUCUGGCUAUGGGUAUUCUGUGUGCAUUUGCAACUCCUGCUAAAUUUGGGCUCUUUUGCUAAGGUCGCUACAGUGCUGAAGUUUUCCUUGCUGUCACUUUGUACUUGGCCAAAUGCCAGCCUCAGCACAAGCGGCCAUGAGUGUGCAGUAAAUCAACUGGGACAGACCUUACUUGACAGCAAGCCUCUUGGCCUGGCUCAGGGAGUCUGGGACUUUGUGAGCAGGUGCCCAGGAAGAUGAGAAUAUUUUCCUUUUGUGUGCGUGCUCCACUCACGACAGACCUGUGGAAUGGAGCACCACAUGAUCUUAUGAUUGGUUUCCAGGCAUUGCUCCCGGUAAAUGGUGGAGCCUAGGACUCAGGCCAUCUGGAAAGCCAUGCUCCUCACCCCAACAGGCAGGAGCUGCAGAAUUGCAUGGGGGAGUAGGAGGGAGAGCCUGGGGAGGCAAGUUCCCCCCCUUCUUGUAGGGGAUGAGUUCCACAGUGAGCCCAGGGCACAGACCAUAUCAGGCUCCCUUGGGUUUCAAGGGGCUCUGAGCCAAGCCCUCGCUGAAGUGUGUUCCGUGCUUUCUUGCUUUGCAGUUCACUGUAAACCUCAAGAAAAUAAGGCCGAGAGAAAUGCAACCCCCAAGUCCUCCAUGCAGGACUGAGACCUUCCUUUAGCAGAUAGUACAGAGGGGUGGAGCUUCUGAACGGUGUUUUGCUGGCGGAAGAAAGUGGAAAAUGUUAUUUCUUGAAUCUUAAGCACACACACACAUUACUUGUAGGAUUUUACACAAAAGAGCAAUACUGUCCCAUUCACACUUACCUGCUGGCAGCUUGUCUCGCUGUCCAUUGCAAUGUUAUUUAGUGCCCCAAAUCAUGACUGUAGUUAGAGUUGCCCAGCACUCUUUCAUGGAAAAAAGUUGCACUUAAGUUUCUGCAAAGCAGAAAACCUCCUCAGUACACCCUGGGCUUUCUCCCUCCCUGGGGGAUCUGACAGUGGCCCUGAGGAUGGUUUAGAAAGGCGCUUGUGUAAUAGUGAACACCACGAUGAAGGCUCUGUCAGUGUGCAUUCCCGGAUCUGAAUUUUAGUGUGCGUCUGCGUGAACUCUCCCACCCAUCUGAGGUGGAGCACUGUGCUGACUGGUGGGGGUCUCAGCUGCAGAAGUCAUGACUGUUGGGAGGAUGGAUGUGCCCAUGUGGGGAGAGCCCAGCCCUCGUGGCAGAGGGGCAGAAGGGAUGCUGUGGAGAGUCUCCAGGAGCACUUCCUUUCCUGGGGCUUAUGUUGCUUUAAGCGGUCUCAGGGGGCCAAUUUCCUUCUGCAUUUCAGAAGGAUCAGUAGAGUAGUACUUCAGUUCUUAGGUUUUUACAUGUAGCGGAUAUUACUUGGUCCCUUUUAAAGCUGAACAUACGACCAUCCCUGAUCAAUGCCCUUUGCUUAGUGCUAGAACUUGGUACUUUUUGUCUGAGGACCACGACCCCGUCACACCCUCAAGGAAGUUACGUUAUUAAAUGUGCUGUGGCAUCCAGGGAUGCAUAGGCACGUUUUUGCAGCUCAGCAUUACUGCUUCAGCCUUGGGUGGCGGUGACCUGUUAAUGAACGCUCCAGAGUUACAGGACUGGGUUUCCAACAGCCUCAAAAAGCUGGAGAUGAUGACGUGCAGUGGCUUUUUCUGGGCUGGUAUAGUGUCCAUCUUUCACCUUAUUGCCAUCUCUGCCUGCAAGGAUCUAACUGUAGCAACAGUGGAUUGCGAGAUCGAGGUACUUUGAUUUUUAUGUUUUUUAUUGCAUGUUCUUUUUUUCUGCCCGUCACCUCCAUCUGGAUGCAAACUACUAUCCCUGAUUCUUUGUGCUUGUUAGAAGAUGCGAGUUCACGCUUGUUGCACUGCUGUUCUCAGUAAAUACGAAGCUGCGAAAGUUUCUGAGAUUUUGGUAAGAGUAUUUGUAAACAUUAUUUUAAAAUACUGUAAGCUUUUGACAGAGAACCAAGAAAGGUCUCUGUAACACUGACUAUGGAAGAGGCUGCAUUAAAAAAUUCUGA
Aquila chrysaetos chrysaetos is the source of this 7368-nucleotide messenger RNA. RefSeq names its product DNA cross-link repair 1B (gene DCLRE1B). The record is from RefSeq and is a predicted model, not a curated record. Gene Ontology annotation, biological process: interstrand cross-link repair; protection from non-homologous end joining at telomere; double-strand break repair via nonhomologous end joining. Lineage: Eukaryota; Metazoa; Chordata; Aves; Accipitriformes; Accipitridae. The transcript is spliced from 4 exons. The coding region runs from base 41 to 1429 and encodes 462 amino acids. Gene Ontology annotation, molecular function: damaged DNA binding; 5'-3' DNA exonuclease activity.